GGCCGGGGCGGCGCAGGCAACAUCAUCAAAGAUGCCUCAAGUGGCAGCGUGCCACCAGCGCAGGACUUCUCCACACCAACCAUCAAGACCGACACCUACACGACGGGCCGUGGUGGGCAAGGCAACAUGGCAACCAACGACCCCACCAACCCUUCCCUCGCCCGCGCGGCCCAGGACGUCGAGGCGCCCGCUCACCUCGAGCAGGAACCGCGCAGCGGCUCCACGUACCACUGGGGCCGCGGAGGGGAGGGGAAUAUGAUGACGCUGGGCGAUGGGGCGCAUAAGGAUAAAGAGGUCCCAGGGCAUAAUCGGAGGGGUAGCUUUCAGGCGGUUGUGGAGAAGGGGAAGGGGAUGCUUGGGUUGGGGGCGAAG
Messenger RNA from Baudoinia panamericana UAMH 10762, 372 nucleotides. RefSeq lists its product as uncharacterized. The annotation marks the transcript as partial. Lineage: Eukaryota; Fungi; Ascomycota; Dothideomycetes; Mycosphaerellales; Teratosphaeriaceae. The record is from RefSeq and is a predicted model, not a curated record. The transcript is spliced from 2 exons.